Molecule: messenger RNA, 2396 nt
Organism: Benincasa hispida (wax gourd)
Lineage: Eukaryota; Viridiplantae; Streptophyta; Magnoliopsida; Cucurbitales; Cucurbitaceae
Product: Leucine-rich repeat protein kinase family protein
Biological process (GO): protein phosphorylation
Molecular function (GO): ATP binding; protein kinase activity; protein binding
Source: RefSeq, a predicted model, not a curated record
GAGGCCCACUUUUGGAAAGAAGUCCGUCUAACUUCCCAUAAAUGCCUUGAGAAUCUUCUUCGUCAUCUUUCUCUCUGAAUUUCCAUUUUUACUCAGUCAACCGAUGUCUUUGUACCCUUCGACUUCAUCUUCAACACGUUUUUGUACAAUGGUGAGCCCUCUUCUCUCUGAUUCCUCUGUUGACUUCCACAAUCCUAUUCAUUAUCUGGAUUUUACAAAACCCUCUUCCCCUUUUCGGAUUACCAUCUAUUUUCUUCUUCUUCUUCUUCUUCUUCGCCGCCAAUGGCGUGCCGGAAUCUCCUCCGGCUGUGUUUUCCAUCUAUCCUGUUUCUUGUUUUGAUCUUCUUUCCGACAGGAGAGGCAGAGGCUGAUCUUGCGUCGGACACGGCGGCGCUGGUGGCGCUUCAGAAGGCCAUGGGCGUUUUGAGCCGGACUCGCUAUUGGAACCUCUCCGAGAAUACUCCAUGUUUGUGGCUUGGCGUUACUUGCGGCGGCGGGAGGGUUACUGAACUGCGGCUUCCCGGCGUUGGUCUCGUCGGCCAACUUCCUUUAGGGCUUGGAAAUUUGACUCAACUUCAAACCCUAUCUCUUCGUUCUAACAUGCUUUCAGGUUCUAUUCCGUCUGAUUUUGCAAACCUCCGUUCCCUUCGGAACCUCUACUUGCAACGGAACUCGUUUUCCGGCGAGAUUCCGCCGGUUCUGUUCAGUAUUCAGAGUCUUGUUCGCCUGAAUUUGGCGCACAACAAGUUCAUCGGUCCGAUUUCAUUAGGUUUCAAUAAUCUCACGAACUUACAGGUUCUCAAUUUGGAAGAGAAUCAACUCGAUGGAUUUAUUCCUGAUUUAAACAUUCCCUCGCUCAAUGUUCUCAAUGUUUCUUUCAAUCGUCUCAACGGCUCAAUCCCUUCUCAAUUUUCCAAUCAACCAGCCAGUGCCUUUAACGGCAACUCACUCUGCGGGAAGCCACUGAGCCCUUGCGACGGCAAGGAGAAAAAAUUAUCCGCUGGAACAAUCGCCGGAAUUGUCAUUGGAAGUUUGAUUGCAUUCUUGAUCAUCAUUCUGAUUUUGAUCUUUCUGUGUCGAAAGACGAUCAGGAUUAAUCGGCCGACUGAUGCUCAGACGACGGCGACGACCUCCGGGAGAUUGUCGUCAGAGGUUGAGAAUGUGGUCGGCGGAAGUCAAGUAGCUGGGAAUGAGAGGAAUUUGGUGUUCUGUAGGAAAGGAGAGAAUGUGUUUGAUUUGGAGGAACUGUUGAAAGCUUCUGCAGAGGUAUUGGGGAAAGGAAGUUUUGGGUCAACUUACAAGGCAGCUCUUGAUGUGGGGAUAACUGUUGUGGUUAAGAGAUUGAGAGAUGUUAAAGUUUCAGAGGAGGAAUUUAAGGAGAAGAUUGAAAACUUGGGGAUGAUGAAUCAUCAGAACUUAGUUCCUAUUAAGGGUUACUAUUAUGGCAGAGAUGAGAAGCUUCUGCUGUGUGAUCAUGUCUCCAUGGGAAGCUUAUCUGUACAUUUACAUGGUAACAGAGAUCCUAGUAGGACUCCAUUGAAAUGGGAAGCAAGGGCUGGCAUUGCACUUUCAGCCGCUCGGGGGAUUACGUAUCUACAUUCUCGACGACCUCCCACCUCUCAUGGCAAUAUAAAGUCUUCAAACAUUCUCCUCCACAGAUCCCAUACAGCUUGUGUCUCUGACUUUGGUCUCAUUCAAAUUGCAAGUCCUACAUCCACUCCAAACCAUGUUGCAACCUACCGCGCCCCCGAAGUCACCGAUCCUCGAAAGGUAUCCCUGAAAGCAGAUGUUUACAGUUUUGGUGUGGUAAUUCUAGAGCUUCUAACAGGGAAGGCUCCGAACUCCGCAAUGCUCAAUGACGAUGGCAUAGACCUCCCGCGAUGGGUGCACUCGAAAGUCGAAGAGAAGAAAACUGCUGAAUUGUUCGAUGAGGAGCUGUUAGAAUACAGUAAUGGCUUGGAUGAAAUGGUUCAACUUCUGCAUCUUGCCAUGUUAUGUACAGCACCACACCCGGACAGUCGCCCUUCGAUGGUGAAGGUGACGAGUCGAAUCGAUGAAAUAUAUCAUUCGGUCUUACUGAAAGAACAAGAUAUGAGCAACGACAAGUUUUAUGACGUGGGUAGUACUGUUUCUCAGCAAUUUUACUCAGCUGAUUCGAUCAUGGUUCCUCUUCCACCUUCAAUCUAGCAAGUUAUAGAACUAAUUGAACAUAAAAUUGUUUGUUGAUUCUUUGGAUUUAUGUCUCUUUUGUUAUAAACCUUGGUUUUUUCAUCACAUUUUUACAUUUUCUUCGUAAUUUAAAACCAUGUUAUUGGUCGUGUUUCAAAGAUUCACCAAGUCAUUGUUUGUGUAUUGUUUAUUGACUUUGGCUGUGUCUAAGAUUAUUCUUUGGCCUA